Penicillium robsamsonii is the source of this 240-nucleotide messenger RNA. RefSeq lists its product as uncharacterized. Bases 1 to 240 code for a protein of 79 amino acids. The record is from RefSeq and is a predicted model, not a curated record. NCBI's taxonomy places the organism in Eukaryota, Fungi, Ascomycota, Eurotiomycetes, Eurotiales, Aspergillaceae. The transcript has a single exon.
AUGGCCAUAAAAAACCUCAUACUCAAUUAUGGCGUCCCAGACUUCAAGCGUAACGGGCGGCUGGACUUACUUAAAGUCGACUCGCUGCUGUUGCGAAACGGAACUACUAUCGGUCAUCUAGAGCUCCCGAUCGAUAACUUGCGGUAUCUAGAGGUGGGACAAUUCAACAAGAACGAAACAAUUAGAGAUAUUACUCUUCCUCUAAGUGAUGUCAGUUGGACAAGCCGCUUUGAGCUCUGA